UUGUUUCUUACAACAUUUUUUUUUAAGUAAUUUCUCACAAAAAAAUGGCUUUUAAUCGAUAGUUUUUGACUAAAAGUCAAAAAAUAAAUUAAGCCACUUUAUAAUCAUCCAAAAAUUGUAAUCAGCAUAAUUUCUCAUUCAAUUUGGAAAAAUAAAAUAAAAAUUAUACCCUUAUUCUAAUCCACAUGGCCUAGUCCAAAAAUUUUAAAAAAAUUUGCUCUCCACUUCCGAAGUUUCACUUAGCGCUUAAUGUCCUAAAUCACGGAAUACUUAAAAUUUUAAAACAGCCCGCCUACUCCCCUACUGCUUAACAAAAUCACAAGUAGAAGAAUCCUAAGUGCAAGCUCCAAAAUAACCUUUGCUGUUUAAAAACAUUUCGCAGAGUAAAUUUGACCGCGCAAUUUUCAUUCCAAAACCCAAACCUGAAAACUGUCCAAAUAAAAACAUAUUCCCAAACCCAAAUUUCCCAAUUUUCAAAAUUCGAAACAACCCCCCUUCAAUUCAAUUUUUCACCGAACCAAACCGAAAUUAGAAAUUAAAAUGUACAUUCAUAGAACCGCGAAACUUUAACAUUUUUUGAAACAAUCUCAAAUGGCGCCUUCAUUCUUCUACAAAGACUCUCACUUCUCUCACCUCCAUUUCCACCACCACUCUUCUUCUGCUUCCUUCUCUUUCUCUCUCUAAUUUUCUCUUUCGGCUUUCUGGUUAUCGGAACAAUGGCGAAUCAGGAGAAUUGUAUGAGGGUUACCAGGCAGUCGGCGAAGCGAAGAGCUGCCGAAGCUAUGUCAGAGAAUCCGCAGCAUCAGCCACCGGCGAACAAAAGAAGGGUUGUUUUGGGUGAAAUACCUUCGAACAUUUUGGGAAAUUCAAGCUUAAGAUCUUGUUCUGAGCCUCGUGCAAGAGGUCGUUCGAGGAAACCUGCUAAACCAAUUAGCAGUUCGUCGAUUCCGGCAUCGGAGAAAACUCCGGAAGAAGAUGUUGUUGGUGUUGGAAAGGUAGCUAAUGAACAUAUUGAUGCUGGUUCAGAUGAUCCUCAAAUGUGUGGGCCUUAUGUUACUGGAAUUUAUGACUAUCUGCGGAAUAUGGAGCAAGAAGAGAAGAGACGGCCGCUGGGAGAGUACAUGCAGAUAAUUCAGAAAGAUGUAAGUGCGAAUAUGAGAGGAAUUUUGGUGGAUUGGUUAGUAGAGCUUGCUGAAGAAUUCAAGGUUGUUUCAGACACACUUUAUUUGACAAUUUCACACAUCGAUCGAUACUUGUCCCUCAAACCGAUUAAUCGACAAAAACUUCAGCUUCUGGGUGUUUCUGCUAUGCUAAUUGCAUCGAAGUAUGAAGAAAUAGAUCCCAAACCUGUUGAGAAAUUCUGUGAUAUGACAGAAAAUACCUACACUAAACAAGAGGUUGUAGAUAUGGAGGUUGAUGUACUCAAAACUCUCAACUACGAAAUGGGUAAUCCUACCGUAAAAUCGUUUCUCAGGAGGUUCACCAGGGUUGCUCAAGGAAAUUCUAAGACUCCAAAUCUGCAGUUGGAAUUUUUGGGUUACUACUUAGCUGAGCUCAGUUUGCUAGAUUAUGGAUGUGUGAAGUUCUUACCUUCUAUGGUAGCGGCAUCAGUUAUUUUUCUUGCAAAGUUUACAACACAACCCAAAAAGCACCCUUGGAAUUCAAGCUUGCAAUCUUAUACUGGUUAUAAACCAUCGGAUCUAAAAGAAUGUGUUCUUCGGAUCCAAGACUUGCAACUAGAUCGAAGAGGCGGGUCUUUGGUAGCAGUACGAAACAAAUACAAGCAGCAUAAGUACAAAUGCGUUUCAACAUUAGCAUCUCCAGCAGAGAUACCCGCUUCUUACUUCGAUGAAGUUAAGGAGAGAUAGAUCACUCGGAUCGCAGAUCUUGCUUAUUUUGCCAUAGAUAAAGCUCUCAUUGCUAAGUGCUAAAGAUGCUACCGAUGAGCAGCGUUUCACAUUUUUUUUGUAAAUUUAGGAGUUUAAUUGCUGAUUGAGUGUAGCAAGCAAUUUUUGAUAUGAAUUGAAAGCCAUGACAUCAUAUGCUUGUAUGACUUGACAUUGAUGAAGUUGCCGGAGCAGAUCUGUGCAGUAUAUAGGCAUGUAAUUUAGGGUAAAAUCAGAAUCUGGUUGUAGAUGAUUAGUCUAGUGGUUAAUUGAGGAUGAAUGAAAUUAGCACUUGUUGGAAACUUCAGAUUAAUAAGACUUGCAUUAUUUGCCUCA
Molecule: messenger RNA, 2222 nt
Organism: Chenopodium quinoa (quinoa)
Lineage: Eukaryota; Viridiplantae; Streptophyta; Magnoliopsida; Caryophyllales; Amaranthaceae
Product: putative cyclin-A3-1
Exons: 8
Coding region: 717-1868 (383 amino acids)
Biological process (GO): mitotic cell cycle phase transition; regulation of cyclin-dependent protein serine/threonine kinase activity
Cellular component (GO): cyclin-dependent protein kinase holoenzyme complex; cytoplasm; nucleus
Molecular function (GO): cyclin-dependent protein serine/threonine kinase regulator activity
Source: RefSeq, a predicted model, not a curated record